AGGACCGGAAGUAGCUGUGUUUUCAGAGGUCUAAGAAUGAGCGGGACGGAACCAGCCCAAGAUCCGCAGACCCCCGGUCCCCCAGCGCAGCCCGGGCCGCCCCUCGACAUCAAACCCAACCUUGCCAGCAUUCCCAAAGCUGGCCCCGCGGCGGGCAUCCCGGGAAGGGAGCCGGGGGAGCGCAGGGCGAGCGGUGAGGUUCCCGUGUCGGCGGCAGCGAGCGCGGCGCCCUCCGAGGGAUCUCUGUCUAACGGGGUCUACCUGCCCCCCGGCGCGUCCAACGGGGACAUCAAGCCUGUCAUUUCCAGCACUCCGCUGGUGGACUUCUUGAUGCAGCUGGAAGAUUACACGCCGACGAUCCCGGACGCCGUGACCGGAUAUUACCUGAACAGGGCCGGCUUCGAGGCUUCCGAUCCGCGGAUUAUCCGGCUGAUCUCAUUGGCCGCUCAGAAGUUUAUCUCUGACAUCGCGAACGAUGCUCUGCAGCACUGCAAGAUGAAGGGGACGGCCUCCGGCAGCUCGCGCAGCAAGAGCAAGGAUAAGAAGUAUACGCUGACCAUGGAGGACCUGACCCCGGCGCUGGCCGAGUACGGCAUCAACGUCAAGAAACCGCACUAUUUCACUUAGGCCCCGGGAUCCGCUCGCAUCCUGCGCCGCACCAGACUUUUUAUGAGAUCCCGAGGUUCCUGCCGGAGCGGCCGCACAGCAGGGGUGGUUUUGUGUUCAGAGAGGAGGCUGCCGGCCCCUUGGGAUCCGUUACACAGAAGGAAGCGACUGGUGGAGCUUCGCGUUUUAUCAGUCGCCCAACGGCUUCUCCGUGAUCCCCCCCCAGCCUUAGGUUUGUGUUAUAACCCCCCCCCUCGGAGGGGACGGUCUAUCUGUAGGGGGCGCCAUUGGAGGGGAGGCUAUUAACCCUUUCCUGUUGGAUUCAGUUGCUGUUGUUUGUUGAUGGGGUUCUCCUGUUGGGGGGGGAGUGAAAAUGUAAAUAUUAAGAUUCACCGCGUUACAGAAAUAAAGUUUAUUUGACAAAA
Messenger RNA from Spea bombifrons (plains spadefoot toad), 1031 nucleotides. It is a transcript of the gene TAF10, whose product is annotated as TATA-box binding protein associated factor 10. Gene Ontology annotation, biological process: transcription initiation at RNA polymerase II promoter. Gene Ontology annotation, cellular component: transcription factor TFIID complex; nucleus; SAGA complex. Lineage: Eukaryota; Metazoa; Chordata; Amphibia; Anura; Pelobatidae. The record is from RefSeq and is a predicted model, not a curated record. The coding region runs from base 37 to 627 and encodes 196 amino acids. Gene Ontology annotation, molecular function: promoter-specific chromatin binding; RNA polymerase II general transcription initiation factor activity. The transcript has 5 exons.